AUGGCUCCAUCUGCUUACUCCGACUUAGCUAAAGCUGCUAACGAUUUGAUCAACAGAGACUUCUACCACUUGUCUACCGCUGCUGUUGAUGUUAAAACUGUGGCCCCAAAUGGCGUUACUUUCACUGUUAAAGGUAAAACCGCCAAGGACGACACCAUUGCUGCUUCUGUUGAUGCCAAAUACUUGGACAAAGCCACUGGUUUGACUUUGACCCAAGGUUGGAACAAUGCUAAUGCUUUGACCACCAAGAUUGAAUUGUCUGAAUUGUUGACUCCAGGUUUGAAAGGGGAAUUGGACACUGCUGUUGUUCCAAACGGUACCAGAAACGCUAAAUUGAACUUCUUCUAUCAACAAUCUGCUGUUAAUGCCAGAUUAUUCUUUGACUUGUUGAAAGGUCCAAUUGCCACUGCUGAUUUGGUUGUUGCUCAAGAUGGUUUCACUGCCGGUGCUGAAUUGGGUUACGAUAUCUCUUCCGCUAAAGUUAACAAAUACUCCAUUGGUGUUGGUUACGCUAACUUGAACUACGGUUUGGCUGCUACUGCCACUUCUAACUUGUCUGUUUUCUCUGCUGCUUACUACCACAGAGUUUCUCCUUUGGUUGAAGUUGGUGCUAAAGCCACCUGGGAUUCCGUCAAAUCCUCUAACGUCAAUGUUGAAUUUGCUACCAAAUACGCUUUGGACAAAUCUGCUUUCAUCAAAGCUAAAAUUGCCGACUCUGGUUUGACUGCUUUGUCUUACACCCAAGAAUUGAGACCAGGUGUUAAAUUAGGUUUGGGUGCUUCUUUCGACGCUUUGAAAUUGGCUGAACCAGUCCACAAAUUGGGUUUCUCUUUGUCCUUCACUGCUUAG
This is a messenger RNA of Candida tropicalis MYA-3404, 849 nucleotides long. RefSeq names its product porin (gene POR1). Bases 1 to 849 code for a protein of 282 amino acids. Gene Ontology annotation, cellular component: mitochondrial outer membrane. NCBI's taxonomy places the organism in Eukaryota, Fungi, Ascomycota, Pichiomycetes, Serinales, Debaryomycetaceae. The record is from RefSeq and is a predicted model, not a curated record. The transcript has a single exon. Gene Ontology annotation, molecular function: voltage-gated monoatomic anion channel activity. Gene Ontology annotation, biological process: monoatomic anion transmembrane transport.